UAAUUAUUAGAUCUGUACCUGAUACAUCACUCUAAAGGCUGCAUAACAUAUCAGGUGUCUCUACAAGGAAAGACAAGAGAUGUAUCUGCAGCCGGAUUGUAAUCUGUAAUAAUCCUCAUCCCUGUAACUUUGUGACAUGAGUCCUGUGCAGCCACAAAUCUGCAUCAUCUUUCUUGCUUCCAUUCCAACAUUAUUAUUAUUAUUAUUAUUAUUAUUAUUAUUAUUAUUAUUAUUAUUAUAAAGAAAGUUGUUUUGAUUAUAAAAUCAUGGCAAAAGCUGAAGGAAUAAAUGACAAGCAAUUAGUAUCUGAUGAUGAUGAUGAUGAUGAUGAUGGACAAGGCCAUGAGGUCAGAGAAAGUUAAGUCUGUGAUGAUGCAGUGCGGUGGGGAGAAGAAAGUUUGACAUUAUGAUUUUUGUUAAUAAAGAUAAUACGAGAGAGGUGAUAUAUUAUAUUAUAUUAUAUUAUAUUAUAUUAUAUUAUAUUAUAUUAUAUUAUAUUAUAUUAUAUUGUUUAAAAUAGGAUGCAGCUGUGGAAUGUUCUCAUGAUAUGAAUAUUUUUUCCUUUGUUUUUCCUGCUGAAGAAUCAAACCGGUCCUGAUCGAGGUUCAGACUAAAUUAACGGCACGCACGUGAUCUGUUAUCUAUUAUGAUGAUGAUGAUGGUGAUGGAUUUGUUUAUUUUUAUAUAAGAGAUGAUGAAUAAGGUACGGAUCCGGGAUGUGGUGUUAUUUGUGCACCGUGCAGACCCCGGUGUGUCUGUGGAAAAGACGGCGUGCAAACUCACGGUGCAAAGCUCCCGGGCUUCCUCCUUCCGACUCGGAGGAAACACGACAAGGAAGGCAGGAAGGCAGGAAGGCGGGGUGCUUAUUUACGCGCGCGCUACCGUUUUAAAUCCGUUCUCCAACUAUUCUAGUGGGGUCACGUGUCAGGAAAGACGCAGAGCACGAGCGAAAAAAGACCCACGCGCGUUUCUAUCGAAAUUAUAGACGCUAAACAAUGGCGCUCGUGCCGAGACCGUGUGGCAAAAUGGCAGCCAGCGCCUUUCAGUCUGAAACAUAUGCUGCAUCAGAGGGGAGCAGAGAAGCAUGGGGUAGUUCACUGCACCUUAUUCACGGUCAUGUGUCAUAAACUGAUGGACCGACCGGUGGAUCCGCACCGACUGGCAAGGUGCCAGCUAUAUAGGCUAAACGGUCGCCAUGGCAACAGCGAGGUCUUGGUAGUCUAAGUCAUCCACGUAGAAAUCACUUCUCUCUCUCUCUCUCUCUCUCUCUCUCUCUCUCACUCUCAUACCAUACUACUUAUUAUUAUUAUUAUUAUUAUUAUUAUUAUUAUUAUUAUUAUUAUUAUUAUAGGUCGCAGCCCCAAACCUCAAACUUAAUUCCCGCAAAUUCCAUUCGUUUGCUCUUCCCGCAAGUCACGCGUGGGUAGCCCGUCGACACGCAUAACUGAUCCCUAAAACCGUCUUUGCACGUCCUCCGGUACAGCCCGAGCCGUCCUCCAACGCUAACAAGCCAACACUGUUUGCAGAGAAGAUGUACGGAAUAAGUAAACCACGACGGGUCGUGCUGUUCUAGGAAAACAAUCAACAACAGAGUGAGCCGCGUGCUUCGGCCAGACGUGAAAUGUUUCAUUCAUCUCAAGCAUACUACACAUUCAUUUACCAACAGAUCCUUUUUUUUUCUUUUACUAACACGAGAUGUUUUUUUUUUUUUUUUAAAUCCAAUUAUAGUUAGAUUUAAUAUUCCGUGCGUCCCUGCUAUCGCUUUACAGCAUGAGAGCAGCCAGGCUAUAAACGGUCGUUCCUUCUCUCUUUUUGUUUCUAAUGAAGUUAAUAAGCCAAAUAAUAACCCCAGCUUGACAUGUCGAGAAACUCGAACGCAUAACCUCCUGUUCUGAAGACUCGCAUGUUCUACAAUCUCAUCUCAUUGCAAAGGAUUAAACAUAUAAAUAAUUAUUCAUUUUUAUUGCUGAAAAACUUUUUUUCUCUCUCUCUCUUUUUAUAAUAUUAUUAGGUCCAAAUGCGCAUUAAUAUCCGACUCUAUAGAAAGCUGUGAUUUGCAGCCGGAACUACUGUCACAGCUCCUCUUAACCUGUCGAACAUUAAUCAGCACCUUCUGACCAAUCAGAUUCGAGAAUCGUAUUCCCCUCCUACAAAGCUUUAUAACACUGAAACUAAUCAACAUUUCAGGGACAGAAAAAAAGGACUGUAUGGUGCUGAUAAGCAGUGUUUCAGAUUCUCACCAAAAUUUCUUAACACAUUUAUUCUUGCUGUAAUAUCAGUAGAUUAAAAUAGCAAAUAUAAACAAACAGUAUGCAAAACUUGUCCAGAGGGUGUGCAAAUAAAAAAAAAAAAAUUUAAACUAAGGUCCAUUCGAGAACUAGAAACGUGCAUAUAGAAACAAAGUGUACUUGACCUUCAUAAACAUGUGACGUGUGAAGAUCCAGGAAGUAAAACGCAGUCCUGAUGAGACAAGAGGAGACAGGAGGAGACAGGUCGAAAACCAUUACCAUGAUUCAUGAUUCUGGUUCUUCAUCUCCUUUAGAAGUGAUGCAGAAAUUGUAACAAGAUAUAUAGCUGUCAUUAAAAAAAAUUAUUUCCAACAUCUCAAGUCCAUUCUUACUCACGGCUUACUUUGUUUUGCAGAAGGAUGCACAUAAACAUUGUAGGCUUCUAACUACGUUAUAACUUUAUUCCCAGGUCAUCCCGUGGAUUGAGGCUAUUUAUAGGCAACUGCUGACUCAGUGCCUUAAUGAAACCAGAUCACAGCUCCACACACAAGCCUGUUAGUCUGUAAUGUUAUUCACGUUCAUUGAAAAAGAGAAAGAAAAAAUCAAGUUUGUAAAUUUAACACUGGAUAAUAAAUUCAUAUUUAAUAAGCUACUGAAACCUCAGGAGCAAACCUGCCUGUUUGUUUACUGUCGUGUGACCUCAUGAGUUGCUUUUUCAGUUCAACCACAGAAGGUGUUAUAUAAACCAAAUUAUUCCAAAAUAACCGAGUUAUUAUUCGUAGAUCACAAAAGGAGGCCUACAAAGGGAAACCACAUCCAUAAACAUGCUGUAUAAAACUGCGUCAACACGGCAUCUGAAAUAGCAGUAUAGUACCUAUUGACUCUGGGCAAAGUGUUCAUUUUUAAUGCAAAUAAAUAAAAAUACGCAAAACCUAAUAGCAUCCUUUCUUUUUCGGCUCAGGAACUGAUCUGUGGACAGAUUACUGAUGACUGCGAUUUCAGUGAUGCAACUAUAGGAAAAAAAGUGCAAAAGUUUGUUGCGUUUCAGAUUCAGGAAAACAAAAAUGACAGUAUAUGGACUUACCUGCAUGAAGCAUGCAUCUCAGAUCGGUGUAUAUAUAUAUAUAUAUAUAUAUAUAUAUAUAUAUAUAUAUAUAUAUAUAUAUAUAUAAAAUUUUUUCCCCCCUGAUUGAUUAACUAGUCAAAUUUAUGCAUUAUGCAAUACAGUAAAUAUUUCUGGAUUCGAUAAAAACCUCAUCAUGCAGCUCGGGGUGAUGUGCAUCUUGCUCGGUUCCUUGUCACGUCAUCUUUUCUUUCUUGUUUUGCUUGUGAGUCAUGCACCAUUUUAGUAAACUUGAAUAAAUGAGAGCGAUCUAAAAGCUUGUGCAUAUAGGAGUCAGAGAGUUGGAGAUAUGUCAAUGAAUAUGGAAGAUCUUAUACUGCAAAAAUACAACAGCAGACCAAACCAUUUUACAAAAGAAGGAACAUUUGGUUUUAUCUGAUGAGUUUGGGUUAUAUUUUGAUCAUCAUGGUUUGGUAAGAUAGACGUAUUUUAUUAUUUGGGUUUAUUCUAUCCUGGUUAACCUUCCUGGGCGUGGGUCCAAGUCCAGGGUUCAGGACAGCUUUUCUGGAGUGGCCAAAGUGAAAGCCAUAAAAAUGACUGUUUUGUCGGAGCUGGAAUUAUGACUUGGAAAAUAGUGCUUAAGAACAAUGCAUAGUUAGUCCAGAAGCAUGUUUGUGGCUGAAAUAAUACAUUUUAGGAUGCUUGGAGAAGUCUAUAAAAGUCAAGUCAGGAUACACGUGGCAUUUUAUUAAGUGCUCUUUUGGAUUAAAAAAACAAACAAACAUAAAACACAACUUUGCAAGACUCUAAACAAUUACAUGGCUAUUUAUUAAACACACCCACCACUUAGGUUCACGCACCACGUGUGUUUAUCCGGCAGGUGUGCGAGCCUCAUGACGAUGCACCGAACCACGCGGAUAAAGAUCACGGAGCUAAACCCGCAUCUGAUGUGUGUGUUAUGCGGCGGCUACUUUAUCGACGCCACCACCAUCGUAGAGUGUCUUCAUUCGUUCUGUAAAAUGUGCAUCGUGCGGUAUUUAGAGACCAGUAAAUACUGUCCCAUAUGUGAUGUGCAAGUUCACAAAACCAAACCCCUGCUCAAUAUCAGGUCAGAUAAAACCCUUCAGGACAUUGUGUACAAGCUGGUGCCUGGGCUAUUCAAAAAUGAAAUGAAACGAAGAAGAGACUUUUAUGCAGCGCAUCCAUCUGUUGAUGCUGCUAACGGAUCGAAUGAGGAUCGGGGAGAGGUGGCUGACGAGGACAAGAGAAUAAUUGCUGACGAUGAGAUCAUUAGUCUCUCGAUUGAGUUUUUUGAUCACAACAGAUUUGGAAGUGGUAACGGGGAAGACAAAGAACCCUCAAAAGAGACGACUGUAAAGCGAUAUUUGCAAUGUCCGGCUGCAAUGACAGUGAUGCAUCUCAGAAAAUUUCUCCGAAGCAAAAUGGAUAUUCCAUGCACGUUACAGAUUGAGGUCAUGUAUGAAGACGAGCCUCUGAAGGAUUAUUACACAUUAAUGGACAUUGCUUAUAUCUACACCUGGAGGCGGAACGGUCCGCUGCCUCUGAAGUACCGGGUUCGUCCUGGCUGUAAGAAACUGAAGCUGAGCAGCACACCGAGCUGUGGGACUGCAGGUCGAAAACCUGAAACAGAGAGCGACUCGGGAAGCGAAAAGCUCAGCAGCCCAGCCCUUCACACUCCUACACCUUCCACGUCCUCCUCUCUGCCAAGUCAGAGCGCUCCAGUGAAAUCCUCACACUCAAGUUUCUCUCAUCUCUCACCGGUCAACGGAGUGUCCAAUAAAGCUGGCUCCAACGGCCAAGUCUCAUUCAGCAACAAAGCCAGCAAGGGCUCAAUCAAUGGCUCCAACUCCGUCGGGUGACAAAAAGACUUAUGGACAUGAAAAGCCGUCAAACGAAGAGCUGCAAACUCGGACGCAAAGGAACUUUAAUCAGCGACGGUGGUUUUAUCGGAUUUUGUAAGAAAAGCUACGACUGCUAACUCUGUCCCUUUUGAGUUAGCACAUGCAACUUUUUACGACUUUUUGCAGUUGGGAGCGGUUUUUGAAAGGCAGUUUCUUUACCCGAACCACCUUUUCCUUUUGUAUCAUCUAUGUAUGUUAAGUAUGACUUAUGUUUCUGUUUAGCUUUCAUUGUUUAAAUAAAGAUCAUGAAGUAUAUUUUGUGCAUGAAAAACCCAGAAUGACUGACAGGAAUCUUGAUGUACAGUACGAACUCCAAAUCUUCGGGCAACAGUGUAUGGAAAUUGAUUUUGAGUUUCUUUUUUAAGCAACAUUAAACCAGUCAUGUCCAUCGUAAAGACAAUUGAUUGUUAGCAAAGUUAUUAAGGGCUAUUAAGUUCUCAUGUUUUAGUUCAGAAUUAAGCUUUGGGAGAAGGGGGGAAAUGAAGGAUCAACUCGAAAACUUUGGCUGUUCUUGUUGAAACGAAUGGAAAUUCGAGUUCCUGAGAAAACAUUAAUGUUCAGAAAGUUCCUCAGAAGGUUCUGCUGGUGAGACAGAUCAGAGAAAGAAACCCUCGAGGAGCUUCCAGGAUUUCUGAUGAAGUAUUAAGUACGACCUUUGACUUUAUUCUCACAUCACUGGAGAUUGACUGACUGACCAGAUUAGAUUUAUUUCUCAUGCUUUAGCUUUUUUUUUUUUUUUUUCCCUCAGAGGACAUUUCAGGUCAUAUCUGUUGUGUUCCAGAACUGUCUAACUUCCUUGACAAUUAUUUUUGACCUACACUUUCAGGUCUGUGUAUCGUUUUCUGUUGUACAAUAUAAAACCUGUAUCUGAAUAAACAUUUUACGUUUU
Molecule: messenger RNA, 6102 nt
Organism: Neoarius graeffei (lesser salmon catfish)
Lineage: Eukaryota; Metazoa; Chordata; Actinopteri; Siluriformes; Ariidae
Gene: bmi1b
Product: bmi1 polycomb ring finger oncogene 1b
Exons: 9
Coding region: 4185-5171 (328 amino acids)
Biological process (GO): negative regulation of transcription by RNA polymerase II
Cellular component (GO): PRC1 complex
Molecular function (GO): promoter-specific chromatin binding
Source: RefSeq, a predicted model, not a curated record